Molecule: messenger RNA, 723 nt
Organism: Naegleria gruberi
Lineage: Eukaryota; Heterolobosea; Eutetramitea; Acrasida; Naegleriidae
Exons: 1
Coding region: 1-723 (240 amino acids)
Source: RefSeq, a predicted model, not a curated record
AUGCAACAACACAAUUCCUAUCAAACUGUUUGCAUUCCAAUUGAUAUUUGCACAAAUCAAUUUUGUUCUGAAUUCGUGCUGCCACUUGUCAAUAGAGUUGAUCCAAAUCAAUUCCGUUCGACAAUUGAUAACUGUUCCUCUAUCUUACAGAAACACAUUCCAAGAAUCAGUAGAGACUCCCAUAAGAUGCUAGUUUUCCUAACCGCACUGUCAGGUGUCUUUUUACUUUUGGCAUUUAUUGCUCUUGUUAUAGUAUUUGUAAUUCCACAUGAAUAUUUCUGGCUUCCAGUAAUUCCAAUGCCAUUCUUUAUGAUUAUUCCAAUGGUUGUCUGUUUUGUGUCCUCUAAACGUAAUGAUUCCAAUGUGAGAAUGAUUAAUUUCGAAUGCAAAAUGGAAUUAGAAAGGUUUCUUCGAAGUGAAAAUGAUUCGUAUUAUUUACAAUGUGGAGUUCAGUGGAUUUUGAGAUACGAUAUGUUUUCAGAUGAGGAGAAUGCUGAAAAUGCUUAUAAUCAUUUGGGAAAAAUUCCAUACUUGGAAUUAUUAAUUAUGGAUCGACCAAUGGUUCAUAAAAAUCCACAAAAUGAUGGAAGUAAAUUGGUUCAACAAGAUUUUGGUCAACCAAUUGCAGUAUAUAAUGUUGAACAAGAACCUAAUGGUGUAAUUUAUCAACAACAAGAAAUGAAUUCGUACGAAAAGGAAAAUGAUCAAGAACAAUUGCUAUAG